CUUUGUGACGCUACCUGUGUUACUAGUGUGCAUGUCCCUUGCUUCUCCCUGCUUUUCCCUCUUUCUUAGCACCUCCAGGCAUGGUCUUCAGCCUGCUGUAGGAUGUGGUCCUUAUCUCCCAGUCCCCCAGCCCCAGCUUUUCCAGACCUGGCUCCUCUCUGUUAGCUUUGCAAUGUCCACAGUACCAGUCCCUAAGUUUCCAGCACCUCUACUCACACCCACCCCAUGAAUUCUUCCUCCUUCACCCACCCCACUACCCUCCCUGGUUCAGGGCUCCUUGCAUUUCCCUGAGACCCAGCUCUCUCCUCUUCUGACACACUUUCCCAGUGAUCAGCCCUCUGUGCAACACGCCAGCUCUGGCAUCACAGAAAACCUGAGAUGAGGAGCCUCCCCUCUCCUCUGCUCUCUGGAUGGAGAGGCGGCUGCCCCCUCCGGAGCGCCUCGAAGGGGGACUGCCCCUGUGCGCGGCUGAGGUCAGACAGAAGAGACGUCAUGGAAAUGCACUCUCCGGGCCCCAGGACAUGGAGAAUUCAAUAGGUUGCUCCGCAGGCUGGAGAGGGAGGGAGAAACCAGAGGGGAGCGAGGGAGAGAAGUGGUGCUGCACGCACAGCCGGGCUGUCCCUGGGCCACGGGCACUGCAUCCCCGGGCAUCUGGCACAGAACCCCGCGGCAGAGCAAGGAUCCUGCUCGUGAGGAGCUGGUGGGGCAGCACCCCACAGAAGCAUCUCUGGGUGGAGCCAGCCUUCCUGGGACUUCGUCAGUCCCCAGGGGCUGCUGCAGCCGGCGCCUUCAUGCCCCGUGAGGAGAGGAGCACGGCACCGGGGCUGGGCCCGGGACUGCGGUGAAGCCCCUCCAGGGGCGCAGCCUGGCUACCCCAUCCCCUUCUCUGAAGGCAAUUGGCUCAUAGCACCUGACCCCUGACCUUCACAAGGACAAAAUGACAACCCUUCAGGAGAGAGAGGAGGCAGCAAACGAACUGGACGGGGGCAGCAGCCCGGAGGUAGUGAUAAGCACCCGCAUUCGUAACUCGCUCGGCUAUGAAGAUUUUGAUGAAUUUGCUUUUAAUUUUGAAGACUAUGAUUUAUGGGAGGCCAUCAGAAACCAUCUGGGCUACUCAGGCGGGGAGCCCACCUGCCACCGUUUUGAAGAUAACCCUGGUGUGAGGAGGCAUCUGAUGAAAAAACCGUCUCGAAGUCAGAUCACCAGGACAAGCAAAAAAUUAGCAUCAACUCCAUCUGUCAAGAAAAAGAAGAAGAAGAAGAAGUUGGAUAGAAAGCCCCAUGAGGUGUUUGUGGAGCUGAAUGAGCUGGUGGUGGAUAAGAACCAGGAGAUGCACUGGAGGGAGACAGCCCGCUGGAUCAAGUUUGAGGAGGAUGUGGAGGAGGACACAGCAAGGUGGGGGAAACCCCACGUGGCUUCGCUGUCCUUCCGCAGCCUGUUGGAGCUCAGGAAGACGAUUGCACAUGGUGCCGUCCUCCUUGACCUGGAGCAGACCACUCUGCCUGGCAUUGCUCACCUCAUGGUGGAGACCAUGAUCAUCUCUGACCAGAUCAGAGCGGAAGACCGAGCCAAUGUGCUGCGUGCCCUGCUGCUGAAGCACAGCCACCCCAAUGAUGAGAAAGAGGGCUUCUUCCCGAGGAACCACUCCAGCUCCAGCAUGAACUCCAUCGUGGGGAACCACCACCACAACCACACCACUGACACUUGCGUGCCCCUCAUGGGGGAAGAGCGCAUUGAGAUGGCUGACCCCAAGGCCAAUGAGACUGAGUGCAAGGAGAAAAACCUGCAUCUCCAUAACACUGAGGGCCACCGCAAAUACCUGAAGCUGAUGGAGAAGAUCCCUGAAGAUGCAGAGGCCACAGUGGUCCUUGUGGGUUGUGUGCAGUUCCUGGAGCAGCCAACUAUGGCCUUUGUCCGACUAAAUGAGGCCGUCUUCCUGGAAUCUGUCUUGGAGGUCCCGAUUCCUGUCAGAUUCAUCUUUGUGCUGCUGGGACCGAGCCAGGCCAACAUGGACUACCAUGAAAUUGGCCGCUCAAUCUCCACCCUCAUGUCCGACAAGCACUUCCAUGAGGCUGCAUACAUGGCAGAUGACCGUCAAGACCUCCUCAACGCAAUCAAUGAGUUCUUGGACUGCAGCAUUGUCAUCCCCCCGUCAGAGGUGGAGGGGAAAGACUUGCUUAAGUCCAUUGCUACCUUCCAGAAGCUGCUGCUAAGGAAGAGGAAGGAGAGGGAGCAGAAGUCCAUGAAGGAGGGGGCUGUCCAGGAAGCCAAAGAGCUGUGUGAAGUGAAAGCUGAGGAAGAAGAGGAGGAAGCUGAGGACGACCCUUUGAAGCGGACCGGGAUAUUUUUUGGAGGUCUGGUUCGGGACAUAAAGCGCAGGUACCCCAAAUACCUCAGUGACAUCAGAGACGCCUUGCACAGCCAGUGUCUCGCGGCCGUUCUCUUCAUCUACUUUGCUGCUCUCUCUCCUGCCAUCACCUUCGGGGGACUCCUAGGAGAGAAAACUGAGGGUCUCAUGGGGGUCUCCGAGCUGAUAAUCUCCACCUCGGUUUUAGGAAUCCUAUUCUCCCUGCUUGGAGCCCAGCCGCUCCUGGUCAUUGGCUUCUCAGGGCCUCUGCUGGUGUUUGAAGAAGCUUUUUACAAGUUCUGCCAGACACAAGGCAUUGAAUAUCUAACAGGCAGAGUCUGGAUUGGUUUGUGGCUCAUCGUCUUCAUCUUUAUUAUCGUGGCAGCUGAGGGAAGCUUCUUGGUGCGCUACAUCUCGCCUUUCACCCAGGAGAUCUUUGCUUUCCUCAUCUCCCUCAUCUUUAUCUAUGAGACCUUCUACAAACUGUACAAGGUGUUUGCAGAACAUCCUCUGCUGAAGUUCUACCCACCAAAUGCGCAGAGCGGCCUGAAUGCCAGCAUGCUCUCUGCAGAUGCGAUGUCCCUGGGAAUCAGGAUGCAGCCCAACACUGCUCUCCUCUCCCUCAUCCUCAUGCUGGGCACCUUCUUCAUUGCCUUCUUUAUGCGCAAGUUCAAGAACAGCCGUUUCUUAGGAGGAAAGGCUCGGCGGAUCAUCGGAGACUUCGGGAUCCCCAUCUCCAUCCUGGUUAUGGUGCUAGUGGAUUACACCAUCACUGACACAUACACGCAGAAGCUGAAUGUCCCCUCUGGCCUGUCGGUCACAUCUCCUCACAAGCGUGGCUGGUUUAUUCACCCAAUGGGCAGCAGUGGGACCUUUCCAAUGUGGAUGAUGUUUGCCUCUGCCAUUCCUGCCCUCCUGGUCUUCAUUCUUAUCUUCAUGGAGACACAGAUCACAACGCUGAUUGUAAGCAAGAAGGAAAGAAAACUGCUAAAAGGCUCUGGCUUCCACCUGGACCUGCUGCUCAUUGGCACUAUGGGGGGACUUUGUGCACUCUUCGGGCUGCCCUGGCUAACUGCAGCAACAGUGCGCUCUGUCACCCACGUCAAUGCCCUUACAGUCAUGAGCAAGGCCAUUGCACCAGGAGAGAAGCCCAAGAUCGAGGAGGUGAAGGAGCAGCGUGUGACUGGAGUGCUCAUUGCUACCCUUGUCGGUCUGUCCAUUGUGAUGGGGAACAUGCUGCGGCAGAUCCCACUGGCUGUGCUCUUCGGCAUCUUCCUCUACAUGGGGGUUACUUCGCUCACUGGCAUCCAGCUCUACGAGCGGCUACUCUUGAUCUUCAUGCCAUCCAAGCACCACCCUGACCACAUCUAUGUUGUCAAGGUGAAGACCUGGAGAAUGAAUCUCUUUACCUGCAUUCAACUGGCAUGCAUUGUGCUUCUCUGGGUGGUGAAAUCUACAGUGGCAUCCCUGGCCUUCCCCUUCGUCCUGAUCAUGACAGUGCCAUUGCGACGCUUCGUGCUGCCCCGCUUCUUCCAUGACAGGGAGCUCAAAGCGAGCCCGGUCUCUGCCUUUCCCCAGUUGGACUCGGAGGAUGCAGAGCCAAACUUUGACGAGGACGGCCGGGAUGAGUACAACGAGCUGCACAUGCCUGUGUGAGCUGGAAGCUGUCCUCCCAGCUCAUGGGACAGGCCACUCAUGCCUGCUCAUCCCUGCCAAGGACUAACUGGAGACUUGCCAUGAGUCACGCGAUCUCUUGCCUGGACCAACAAAUGGCUGUUCCAUAGCCCUGCAGGAAGCAGCCCCGGCUCCUGCUGCUCCAUCGCUCGCUCAGCAGAGGCUGUGAGUCUCUCUCCUCUUGGACCUGGUGGGCUGGGAGAUACCUCUCACAUCCCAAAGCUGCGUGGGUCCCGAGUGCCCGUGGGUCAGGGGUCUGGCCCAUCCCUGCUGGACGCGGCCUGUGCCUGGUCUCCAGGUGGUGAAGGGGAGCCAUGCCAGCUGGUGCCACUGUGUCUCCCUCCACUACCAUGGAGCUCGGGUGUCUCAGCACCACGUGCUACCAAGCGGUCACAAGGAUGGGCUGGAUGCUGCCUGCAGAUGGCCAGUGGGCUUCUCCCAGGCCAGCAGCCUCCUUCCUUGGCUGGUGGAUGCCUUGCUCCUGCUCCCUCUGCCCACUUCCAGGAGUGCUCACACUGGGCCUGUGCCACAGCCCUUGGUCAACGGCUGCUGCAGCCCGACAGAAGGGCAAGGAGGGACCAGCACCCUGGCACUAUCCUCCAGACCAUCAUCUGUCCAGCCAUCCUCCCACAGGACUGUUUUCAGCUCUUGCUCGGCAUGGGGGAGACUGUUUGCUUCCUCCCAAUUUUCCCAACAGAAAACCACACAGGGAGGGAAGGCUGGGGACAAGCAGGUAUCCUGAAGCCCCCAGUGCCUGCCCUCCUGUGGAGACUAAGAGGAUUACUGUGCCUUCUGCACCUCCACAGAGGUUGCAGGGGUAAAAGCUUAUCACAGGGCUGCAUCCCUGUUCCUGAUCUCCACAUUCCUGUCCCUGAGAACAAAUGUUAUUUGAGAAGUUAAUACAAGAGAUGCAGUGCUGGAGCACAAAACAGUCCUUUGGGUCCUCUCCCUUUCCCUGUGCAGUCAUCCACUGGGUCUGACUCCCUGCAGCCCUACAAGGAAGUCACUGAAAUUCCCAGCCCCAGUUCUGCUGCCAUUCCAGGGUGACCUUUCACAUCCAGGGGUGCCCUCCAAGUAGGAAGGAGCAGCAUUCAGUAUGCCCAGCACUCAGCCCCCAUUGCUCUGGGCAGCUCCAAACACCUUUCUGCCUGGCUGGGCUGUCCCCGGGCUCUCCCAGGCCAGCAGCCCUCAUUCAGAGCUGCCUCAGAAACUGCCGAUGGUACCCUUGCUGCCUGUGGCAGCUCUGAGGGUAGUGCCAGAGGACAUGGGCACCCAAGCCUCUCCCUGAUGGUCAGAGCCAGAGUGGCCUUCUUGGAGGAGGCUGGGAUGCUUGCUUCACCAUUGGAUUGGGACAAGCCGCUGCCCCAGUUCCUACUUAUCAGCCUGGCUCCUGCGAGAGAAGGUGGGUGCUUCGUUACUGGGAGGGUCCGACACCUUCCCUGGGAGGCUGCAGAAAUAUCCCACCAGAGAGAGAAACCUCCCCACGCGGCAGGUUCCUGCCCCACAGCCUGGCCCCACUGCAGGGCAUGGGGCAGAGAGACAGUCUCUGUGUGUCUGUGGCCGUGUGUGUCAUGUCCUCCCCAUGUAGUGUAGGAGGCCUGUUGUCGCUGUGCAUUGUGACUCCUCUGACUGUAGUGGAAACAGCUACACCAAUAAACUCUUCACAGGA
Molecule: messenger RNA, 5690 nt
Organism: Athene cunicularia (burrowing owl)
Lineage: Eukaryota; Metazoa; Chordata; Aves; Strigiformes; Strigidae
Gene: SLC4A3
Product: solute carrier family 4 member 3
Exons: 18
Coding region: 938-4003 (1021 amino acids)
Biological process (GO): bicarbonate transport; monoatomic anion transport; transmembrane transport
Cellular component (GO): plasma membrane
Molecular function (GO): monoatomic anion transmembrane transporter activity; solute:inorganic anion antiporter activity
Source: RefSeq, a predicted model, not a curated record